AACAAUACCAUCUAGUUCCCCACAUGUUCGCCUGUGGUUAGGAGCGUUAAUCUGGCAUGGUUGCUGGUCGACCUCGCUUAGGCGUAAGUACGUAUACGGUAUGUAAACAAAACAGGACUUGGAAGUAGCAGGUGGAAGAAACCUGUUAAACGCUACUACGAAUAGUGUAUAUGAAGAAUGCAUGCAUAGGCCUAAACAUAGACGGUACUGCAAGCGUCUCUACCAGGGAAUUAUUGGAGAGAGUACUGAUCUGGUCCAGGAUGCUAUUCUAGGGAUGUUUGGUAGCUCUUACGUCGACCCAUAUCUUGAACCUUCACUCCAAACAUGAGACGUGACCGAUGAUUUGACUCGUAAAAAUGUGGAAGAAGAUUCGUGAGUCAACGUCAGGUAUAAAUCUGAACUUCAUAUCAAGUCUAAUGCGUAAACGACGCUAUGCGAAAUUCGAGACAGACGAAGAUGCAAGUAAACCACUAAAUGGUCAUCUUCAUGAUGGUCGGGAAAGGGACAGUGGUCAUCUAAAGCUUGACCGAAGGGAUGAGGAAAACAACAAAGUAUCAUGGACGUCAAGCUCUUGUUCUAAACGUCGAGCUGAUGAAACAGCAGAUCACGUGAUUGUCGACACUGGUUAUCACAGGGCGGAAUUGAAGUGUUCUGACAAUAAUGGAAAUAGGAAUUCUAGACGGCCAUUUAACCCGCGACUUAGUGAGCCUUUCAUGGCUGAUUAUCGUUCCACGAACAUACACGAUGAUUCCAUUGACUCGUCGCAUGGUUACGGAAGUGACACUUCGGACAAUGAUGCAAUAACACAUCACGAGUUUUACGAAGCGCGAAAAAACGGAAUUAAAACGCCAUCUUCUUUGAAGGAUGACGUUUCAGACUUUGUGCAUAGUUUGGUUCAGAAACGUUAUCAAAAACUAGAUGACUCUGCAGACGAAUCGGACGACGUCGACUUCGACCGACGAGUCUCGGAAAGUGACGGAAACAGACGACGUUCUGUACGUUCAGGAUCACAUGAUUCCGAUAAUCAAGUAUUCCAUAGCAUAACGGACAUAACUCCAAACUGGGAAGAUAAACCUAAGAAAUCCAAGAAGAGAAGAAAGACAGCCAAGCGAGCUAGACGUGCCGUCCGAUUUGCCUGGAAGUGGACAAAGAGAGGGUUCAUGGGAUACGCCGGGAACAUCGCGUCGGCAAGCAGCUUCCUCGUGGUAUCUCGGUCUGGGCCGUACACUCGCCGGAAGUACACGAACCGGAAGUACAAGUGAGGGAAUGCUGGGAGGCGACAACGGAAACAGAAAGGAGGCACACGAGUAUGUGUAAAUAAGAGACAUCAGUAGCAUGUUAUUUUCAAUACAAGUUGAUGUAAACAUUUAUUAAAAAUCAGAUUUUCAUUUAAUAUUUACAUCUUCCUAUAUACUUCAAAACAAACAGUCCUCUACCGAUGUUUUUAUCAUGUAAUUAUUUUAUACUCUUUGGUCAAUCCACGGGUAUUUUGUUAUUGUGAACGACUUAUACAACCGGAAAGUUUCCAUGAACAGAUUUUGAAACUUGUGUUCCAUUUACUUCUCCUUACCAAAAAUAGUCCAGACAUUAGUUUCCUAGACGUUAGUGUUUGACGUCAACCGCUGUUUUUACUUAAGAGAGAGAGAGUGAGCUUUUUUAAAAGCAAUUACGUUUUUUCCGAUGUCUUUGUUCUUUUCCUGUGACGAGUUAUGUUGUAAGAAAUGAGUUGAAUACUUCGUUCACAAUUUCAGUAAAUGAGAUACAAAACAAUCUGAGUGCAUGUGGACUAAAUAAAGAUAAAAAAGAAUGAAUGCUAACAGACCAAUGAGGAUGACUUACUAAAUGUCAUGACCUGAACGAGGUCGUGUAAAGAUGACCUUUACACUAGCCAAUGAAACCGUGGCAUAUGAAAUCCUGGAAGUUAAUGUACUAUCGUCACGGAAAUAUAUUAGUCUAUAUUUAACUUCAUACUAUCGUGAUACAUUCUUUAAUGUUAAUAACCUGUUAUGAGUUUUGAGCGCCGCCUAACGGGCAUUUGAGACGAACAAUACUUGUUUCAUUCAUAUUGAAACGAAAGUGAGAAAGUUUGGAUAAUAGAAGAAAAUUGAUGGAUAUAUAUAUAGAGAGAGUAUCAGUAUAGCAACGUUUGUACAGUAGUCUGCCAUGUGUACCGGUUUCUAUGAAAUCCAUUUUAUAAUUCUUAUUUUUAAAUAUAUAUAUAUAUUAUUUACAACAAAGAAAUCCAAAGUAGAUAUAUUUUAGAAGUGUGAUUUUAUUUAUGAUUCAUGAAAUUGUUAAAUCCAUAUUAAUUUUGUUACGGAAACUUUGUAUAUAAUGUACGAAAUAUGUUUCAUAUUUUUUUAAUUUUUCAGUAAUUUUUUCUUUAUUUAUAUUAUAUUUAUUCUUUAUUACAUUCCACAUGUUUCAUGAUCUAAAUCAAUUCAGGUAAAGCAAAAUAUUAUGUGUUCCUGAAAAAAAUUGAUAACAACCAUGUUUUACAGAAUUGUGAUUCAUGUAGAAUGGUUUCCACAAUUAGUUAAAACAUAAUUUACCCAGUAGCUGAAUGUAUUCAUCAAAGGUUGCAUACCCAGUAAGUAUGCAGCUUCCUCCACUCCUUCCUUCCCUCUCUCCUCACUCCCUUCCUUCCUUACGAGUACGUGAUAGACAUGAUAAAUGACAUUAUUCCUUUCUUCUUUCCUUCAUUCCUUUCUUCUUCAUUACUACCUUUACUACGCAAAUAGAUACAGUCCAUCUUCUUCUUAUUCACAUUUAGAUAUCGCUCUGAAUUUUCCUUCAUAUCCCUUCCUUCAUAUCCCUUCCUUCAUUCAUUCCUUCCUUCUUCAUUCCUUAAUUUUCCUACGCACAUGAAUACAGUAUACCCUGUUCUUAUUCUAGUUUUGAUUACGUUCUUAAUUUUUCUUCCCUCCUUCCUUUCUUCCUUCUUUUUACUACGCAAAUAAAUACAGUCUAUGAUGCUCUUAUUCAAAUUAACUUAACGUUUUAAGUCUUCCUUCCUUCCUUCCUUCAUUUUCCUUCCCUCGUUCCUUCGUUCAUUCUUCCUUCCUUCCUUCCUUCCUUCCUUCCUUAUUUUCCUACGCAAAUGAAUACAGUCUAUCUGGUUCUUAUCCCAAUUUACAUAUCGUACUACAUCUAUCUAGAUACAAACAAAUAAAAAAGGUGAAAUGAGCAGUUAACAUUACGCAUGUUUAAAUACUGACUCACCCCCACUAUGCUUUCCAAGUUCACAAAUACCUUACUGUCCAAAUUCUCGUCCCCGAAAUCCGCUACAGUAAAUCCGAGUUUUAACAGUGUGAUACGAGAGCCAAAAAAUGGUGCUGUGAACGGCUUACGCUACCUGUUCAAGUUUAUUGUUUCAGCUGUAAUUAACAUUCUGUUAAGUGACAUGAUUGCUUCACGAACAGUACUUUUCGUUGUUCAUAUUAAUUAACAACAAAACAAUUGCAUUGCUUUUCCCAAGCAUGUUGUGUUCAUAUUAAAUUUAGAGGUUUCGAGGACGUUAAACACUUUGUAAGCCUUUGAACUCUGCUGAGUUUCUUAGGGAGUUUAGAAAACGACUUAUAGGCAAUGUUACAGUUUUUUACCUUUCUACAGAUUUUUUAUAUAUAUAUAUAUAUAUAUAUUUGUAUGUUAAUGUUGAUAAAUCGUAUCAAAUCUUAUUUGUCUUUAAAUAAAAGAAUUCCUUUUUGAGGCCAUAGUUU
Molecule: messenger RNA, 3719 nt
Organism: Mizuhopecten yessoensis (Yesso scallop)
Lineage: Eukaryota; Metazoa; Mollusca; Bivalvia; Pectinida; Pectinidae
Exons: 3
Coding region: 357-1262 (301 amino acids)
Source: RefSeq, a predicted model, not a curated record